AUGAGAAAUCAUCUCAAGUUGGGGGAUGUGAAGCCAGACAGUGUCCCUGAAGAUAGAGUAAAGGCUGUUGCCGAAACUCUUCGAAAAUCUACCACCAUAAAGCUUUCCGAAGACGGCACGAAGGUUGGCAGGUCUACUGAAAUCCUGAAGCCAGAGGAGUUGAUAGAGCAGGUAGACAUAAGGACCGUAGCUGCUUCACCGUUUGAGUAUGAUGCAAAGCUUGAAGACGUCGAAACAUUUUUUGGACAAUUUGCCAAGGUUAACAGUGUGAGGCUGCCUCGUCAUGUUGCAGACAAAAAGCUGUUUUGCGGCACUGCCUUGGUCGAGUUUUCCACAGAGGAAGAAGCCAAUAAGAUCCUGGAGCAAUCUUUGGAUUAUUCAGGUCUCAAGUUAGACCUAAAACCAAAGAAGGAUUUUGAUACUGAUAGAGAAAGAGAGGUAAAGGAGUACGAGGCUCGCCCUCGGACCGAUACAAACCGCAAGAAUAACUCAAAAGCAGAGGCAGACUAUCCUAAAGGGUUGAUUGUUGCGUUCACGUUAAAGAGCACAUCAGAUAAAGGUUCUGCAGAGCAUAGUGGUAGUCCUGCCACUGCUAAUGGUAGUACAAAUGGUAACAAAACUGAUGGUCACGUUGAUUCUUCAGAGAAUGCUACCGAAGAAACUGAAAAGAAGGUGUUGGAAGAUGUUAACCGAGGUGAUGGAGAUGAAGAAAUUCCUGGAGAGGAUGUUAAGGAGAAUAAGGAAAUUGCUGAUGAGAAAAAUAGUUCAGAUGGUGGUGAAGGAAAGGAAACUGGAGAUGGGGAAAAUCCUUCUGAAGUUCCUGCUGCAAAGAGUGGAGAGAAGGAAGAAAGAUUGAGUGCUGCCGCAUACAAAGAUAACAUGGAUGUUGUUAUGCGUGAGGAUUUGAAGAGUGUAUUCCAAAAAUUUGGCACUGUUAAGUACAUUGAUUUUAAGAUCGGAGAAGAAUCAGGAUACAUUCGGUUCGAAGAGCCUGAAGCAGCUCAGAAAGCACGUGCUGCUGCAGUCCUUACUGACCUAGGAGGUCUGGUUGUGAAGAAUUUCAUUGCAACUUUGGAACCAGUCAGCGGUGAGGCUGAAAAGGAGUACUGGAGCCUCUUCCGUGGCCACCAAGAAAAUUCCGCGAUAGUAAGAGCCACCGCGGAGGAGGAAGGGGAGGGAGACACAGCAAUAGGGGUUGGAACAUGGCCGAUCAAGGGACAAUGA
Molecule: messenger RNA, 1224 nt
Organism: Prunus armeniaca (apricot)
Lineage: Eukaryota; Viridiplantae; Streptophyta; Magnoliopsida; Rosales; Rosaceae
Source: the annotation of a GenBank genome assembly